Molecule: messenger RNA, 2415 nt
Organism: Fusarium keratoplasticum
Lineage: Eukaryota; Fungi; Ascomycota; Sordariomycetes; Hypocreales; Nectriaceae
Exons: 2
Coding region: 1-2415 (804 amino acids)
Biological process (GO): transmembrane transport
Molecular function (GO): transmembrane transporter activity
Source: RefSeq, a predicted model, not a curated record
AUGGAGGGUUCUUCCAAAGACUACAGAGAUGAACCGGACCUUGAACUCGGUCCCGAUUCAUCCAAGCCUGCCAGCGGCAGCGAGACUCCCCCAAGCCCCAAGACGGCUGCUGCCAUCAGGAAAGAGAAGGGCCGAGUAAGAUUCAACAGCAAUGCCGCGGUUACCAGUCCUCCGGUGAUUCCGUCUAGCCCACCGCCCGAAACCCGAACAACUCCCAUUGCAAAGCCGAGGCCUUCGCUACUACGAGGCAACUCUUCAAACUCUGUGACUGGCAAGGACAUUGACGAUGGAUUGGAUCCCGAGUCGAAGGAGGCAAUGGCCGCUGCACAGGAACGUGCCAGGUUAAUCGCGGCUAACCUUCACCGAGAUUCAUCGGCCAUUUCCAGAGACUCACUCGAAUCUAGCGUGGGCACCGCUUACGACGACCGCGAGUCUACUGCAGGCUCUAACAUCCCCCUUCAAGACCUAAGCCACUCGGCGCACAACCGAGACGGCUUCCAGAAGAUCCCGUCCGGGGAGCAUGAACACCCGACACUCAAAGAAGAGGCAUUCAAGCUGGUCCGAUCCCACACUAACCGCUUCGAAACCAACACUGCCCAGAACUCGCCAACUGCCAAGGAAGCUCCUCGCCAACGCCGAGAGACUUUGACCGAGCUGAAUGAUGGCAAUUAUGAUGGAGUGGUAUAUGAUGUGCCUGAGCCCGAGCAGUACCGCGGCAGCGUCCUGUCUCAGCUAUUGAAGCUCUACAAGCCUCCUGAGCCGCCGUUCAAGGGAGGACACAACCGAAACGCCUCCACAACUUCAUCGAUCGGUGGAACGAACAGCCCUACUGUCCAGGGCACUCCCUCCGGGGCCUCAACGCCAACCCGCAAGAAGUGGUAUAACCAGAACCGCUCGCAAGACACGCUUGCCAACCUUGUCGAGGCAUCAGCACGGCUUGCCAACCCCAACGAAGGAGAGCAGGCUGGUGACAGCAAGAAUGGCGGGAAGAAGCAUGGACGACCUCCGAUGCACAAGCGAGCUCACAGCGCCAACCGGCUCAGUGGUUUCUGGCAACAACAGGAAGCUCGGAUUACGGUUCAUAUCGCAGAGACACUGUCGCGACAAGACUACAUCAUCAAGCUCUGCCGCGCCUUGAUGUUAUACGGAGCUCCAACUCAUCGACUGGAAGAGUAUCUGAGUAUGACUGCCAGAGUUCUCGAGAUCGACGGGCAGUUCCUCUACCUGCCGGGAUGCAUGAUCAUCUCAUUUGACGACAGGUCGACGCACACGACAGAAGUCAGAAUCGUCCGUUCGGCUCAGGGCAUUGAUCUGGGAAAGCUGAAGGACGUUCAUCUGAUUUACAAGGAGGUCAUGCAUGACUGUAUCGGCGUUGAGGAAGCUACCGACAAGCUGGAUGUCUUGAUGAAGCGCAAGGACAAGUUCCACGCUUGGCUGCGAGUCAUCAUCUUUGGACUCACCAGCGUUACAGCCGCGCCCUUCUCUUUCGGAGCCCGUCUGAUCGAUCUCCCACUCAUCUUUGCUUUCGGCUGUCUUGUUGGAGUCCUGCAGCUCAUUGUGGCUCCCAACUCUGCCCUGUACAGCAACGUCUUUGAGGUUACCGCAACAGUCGUCGUCAGCUUCUUGGCCAGAUUGUUCGGCAGCAUCAACAACUCGAACCUUUUUUGCUUUGGUGCUCUCGCUCAGGGCGGUAUCGUCAUGCUUCUUCCUGGUUACAUGGUUUUGUGCUCUUCUCUUGAACUUCAGUCCAGGGCCAUUGUCCCGGGUUCAAUUCGUAUCGUUUACGCCAUCAUUUAUUGUCUUCUACUUGGAUUCGGUAUCACAGUUGGCUCAGCUCUAUAUGGACUCUUCGAUGAUACGCCAUCCAACCAAGCGACUUGCGAGAACCCCAUGGACCCCUACUACGGCUUCAUCUUCGUCCCCCCCUUUGUGGUCUGCAUUAGCAUGAUCUACCAGGCCAAGUGGCGCCAGGUCCCCAUCAUGGUUAUCAUCGCCUUUGCCGGAUACAUGGUCAACUUCUGGAGUGGACAACGAUUCAAGUCCAGCCCACAAAUCUCCAGCACACUUGGCGCCCUGGCCGUCGGUGUGCUUGCGAACCUGUACUCACGACUCCGGCACGGCGUUGCGGCAGCCAUUCUCAUCCCCGCUGUCUUCUGUCAGGUGCCGGGAGGCCUGGCAUCGACCGGAGGUUUACUCAGCGGCCUCAGCGUGGCCAAUGAGCUCACCAACAACAACGGGACAAUCAAUGGAACAGCUUCUGUCCAGGUUGAGAAGGGAGGCAAUCUCGACAACUUGGUGUUCAAUGUGGCGGCUUCGAUGAUUCAGAUUGCCAUUGGAAUUGCUGUCGGACUCUUUAUGAGUGCUCUAAUCAUCUACCCUCUGGGCAAGCGACGAAGCGGUUUGUUCAGUUUCUGA